This is a messenger RNA of Betta splendens (Siamese fighting fish), 8677 nucleotides long. It is a transcript of the gene ddx10, whose product is annotated as DEAD (Asp-Glu-Ala-Asp) box polypeptide 10. NCBI's taxonomy places the organism in Eukaryota, Metazoa, Chordata, Actinopteri, Anabantiformes, Osphronemidae. The transcript is spliced from 4 exons. The record is from RefSeq and is a predicted model, not a curated record. Gene Ontology annotation, biological process: rRNA processing. Gene Ontology annotation, cellular component: nucleus. Gene Ontology annotation, molecular function: nucleic acid binding; RNA helicase activity; ATP binding. The coding region runs from base 3823 to 6300 and encodes 825 amino acids.
AGCUGGAUGCUCAUUAACAGUCACGAUCGACGAUCGCUGUAAAGAGAAUUACGAUGAUUAUUUCCGUCGUGGCGUCACUACGUCCACUAGAAAACGUGUAGCGGACAAUAUUUAAAAGUUAUGGCCGUUUGAAACCGAAAUAAGCAGCUGUAGUCUUACACAAACCGAGCUAAACGUCUUAACGAGGCGGUGCGCGCUCCCGUGUGCGGAAAUCAAUUUCUGACAGACAGUCACUCUUUGGCACGACACCGGCACCGCUGCCUAAAUGCUUGUUCUGUGUGGACAUCACUUCACCUCCGACUGCUUUAAAAACGAGUGUAUAUUUAUUACUGGGCUUGAGGUUGAAGAAGGUCUCUGUUCCUACAAGACGUGAUCCACUUGCUGCUUCCCCAAACGCUGGCACAUCCCAGCUACCGAAAGGCAAGGAGGUUGCUUCUCAAACUGACUCCUCUGCAGGCUGUGGACACAUGGCUACCUUGUAGAAGCGUUGUUGCUCACCUCAGGAGCAAAGCUUAUGUGGAAAAGCUGAUGGAGACCAUCUUCAAAAAAGUCCUGCUGGACCCAGGUCGAGCAGAAUUUGAGCAGCCUGACAUAAAGGAGGUCAUUAAUGCCAUGCCAAGGUUUAACAAACCAGCACUAUAAAAGCUAAGUUGAAAACAUGUUUGCUCCAAACACACGUACAACUGAUCUAACUACCUCUAUAUAUUGUUUACAUUUGUGAAGGUUGUGAGAUACAUGAAAUACUGGAAAUUUCAUUAAUCUACUAUUUUAUUCUCUAUACCUUCUAGAGUGGUGUCAAGAAAAACAGCUGCAUCCUCCAUCUGUACAGCAGCUGCACUGCUUCAGAUGUCUUCCAAAACGUGAUGAAGACAAAAAAGAUCCUCACAUUUCAACUUUUAUUGAGGUAUUGCCACAAAAACAAUAAUUUAGGUAUUUCACAGGUGGUCCAGGUCGAGACCAGGGAAGAUGGGAUCACUAACAAGACUUCUCUAGGCUACAGUAGAUACCUGCAAUGACUUGAGAUACACACAGACAUAGUAUUGUCAAAUUGAUGAAGAAAAAAACAAUAACUACAUUUCUAUUAGUUAUAUAUUAGCACUUUAUAUAUUAUGCACCUUACUACAGUAAAAGCAAUUAAAAAUAUAUUAGGUCAGUAUGUAUUUCAAACCAAAACUAUGUUUGUAAACCAGAGUUCCCAGGUAGGUUAUGAUUAAUCUGUAAAUAGUAAAAUGUUCUAAAAUUGUUUAUGAAUUUUUGAGAUACUUAUUUAUUCCAUGCAUGUGUAAUUGGCUGAUAUACUGUAUAUUAAAUGUGUUCUGUAAUGAAUACACAUUCAAUCAUACUGGCUCCAGUCCUGAAUCAUCAACCAUACGUGACAGUAGGUUAGUCAACUGGUUCAGGCGUCUUAAGGUAAGAUUUAUUGAAAUUUAAAUUUUAAAUACAAUGUCACUUUAAUAAAAGUAUUAAACACAUGCAAUAUCUUGACAGCAACAGUUGCUGUCACACCAUGCCUCUGUAGGCAUUCACUGUUCCCACAUUAGCAGUUGUUACAGACAAAUACGGCAAAAUAUAAGCUGCAGCUGAAAAUCCCAUUAUGGAGAAAUUAUUUUGACACAGCAGCAGCACAAGAAAGAAAAAACAUGUAAAAAUUAGUUUAUAUUAGUUUGUCGAGCUAUGCUUCCAAACAGGCUGUAGUUGUGUUAUGAAUAUUCUGUUAAUUAAUACAGGCCGCUUAUUGGCAACCAUUAGUAUUAGCAGCUAAUCAAGUUGCGUAUUAUAUAAAUCAAUUAAUUAAAUUAAAUGUGAAAUUGCCAGUUAGACUUACAUCGCGCCAUUCAAAGUGUAACCACUUGAACUUUAUGAGAUAGACCUUUAUUAGUCCCACAGCGGGGAAAUUCCAUCAGCAGCCAGCUUGACCGGCGCUAGUCCGACAGUGGAAGCAAGUUGCAGUACAAAACAAUACAAAGCCAAAAACACAUGCACAUACAGUGGCACACAGUACAAGUGGAAACCUUGCUGGAAUCUUUUCUUGGGUACAUCAGGAAACAUAGAUAAGGUCGGAGAGCAGACAGUGAGACUGUAAGGUGGUGGGGGGUGUAUCUGCAUCAGUGUAGUGAAGUGUUGUUUAUAGUAUAAGUAUGACCGAGGCCGACCAAGAUGUUUACAUGCUAGUCCACCAGUUGUCCUUGAAGGAAGCCACAACAAGGGAAAGAGAAUAGACAGAGGCACAGCUGGUGAGCUAGAUUGGACCCGGGAAGGGAGGGGUGAGGGAGAAGAGACAGAAGAAUACACAGCCAAUUCUAAUACAUUUUAACAAUCCACGACUAAUUUGUCAAGAUCAAUACUCCAAUAGGUCAGAACUCAGGGCUUCAUCGCCUCUUGUGGGACUAUGGGUCACCCGUGACAUCCCCUCACGCCUGUCAGACAAGGCUGUCACCAUAUUCACCAAGUGUUCAGUCUGUCUGCAGAUGUUAUCCCUCAGUCUCUUGUCUUCCUCCGAACGGGCUGAAAUCUUAUUAGUCAGUCCUGCAAUCCGGGCAUCUGAACGGGCUGAGAUGUUACUAAUCAGUCUCUCCAUCCAUAUGCAUAUCAUUCAAACGAGCUGAGAUGUUAGUUGUCAGUCCAUCAAUCAGGGCCAUCCUCGGGUGUAAUUCCGUCAGCCGAGUAACCAUGGCCCCCAUCGCCGUUUGCAGCUCCAUGGCCGGUGGACACGCCAAUAAGCCGGCUGCAGAUUUUCCAAUCGUUCCAAUCUUCCGAUAAACCAGGGCACCACCAAAGCCAAUCAUAAGUAGCCCUGUUAUCACAGUCCAAAAAACGAAUAGAUCCUCUGCAUCCUUGAUAGACAGAGGCUCCAGACACAUGAGGCACCAGGAGAUUCUUUUCUUUGUGAGAACAUUUUGUCCAAUGCGCUGAGUGACCGGUUGAUUAGCUCCAUGUUCAAACAUGUUAUUCCAGAAUAGCAGAUCAGGGUGCUCAUAAAAGACAGGACAAGGACUUAUACUAUACUAUAAGUAUUAUAGUAUAAGUAUUCAUAGUGUACUAUUAAUUCCUUUAAUAUUGAACACUUUGGAGUUUCAUAAUUUUGAUCCCCACCACCACAGCUUCUAGCUCUGUGGGUACAUGCUUUCUGCUGAUGAAUAUAUAUCAUAUGUUGGAAGUUACAUGUUCUUUCUUUAUUAUAUUUUACAGACAAAAUAAUAAAUUGACUGAUUAAUAGUGAGAAGUGUGUGGAUGCGUGAGAAAGUGAGAGUAAUAAUAGGAUAUAGUCGAAAUAGGAGGAGGGAUGAUCUGAUUAGCAGAAUUCGGUCCAGUCACACUGGUCUAAACAGCACAAAGCCGUACGAUACAGGACAGUGUGAAUGUGGGGAAGAACAAACAAUAGAGGAUGUCGUAGUGUCUUUCCACUAUAUAAAGUACACAGGGAGAUGAUGAUAGAACAUCUGACUAGAUGUAUGAAAAGAAAACAAAGCUGGAUUUGAGGAUAGUAUUGAAUAUGAAAGUAAGAAACAUGAAGUAUAGAACCAUAUUUAGGUUUUUGGAGGAUACAGGGGUGGAUAAAAGAAUUAUGGAACAUUAAACCACAAAAUUUAAUCUAAUUUCUUUUAGGUUAAGAGGGAGGGUAAGAUAUAGAGUGAUUUUAAACUACAAAAGGUGGCGGUAAUGCAGUGGUAAGGUCUGCAAACAUCCAUAAAAAGGCAACCAGAAGAAGACGAAGUGCGUCGCGUUAUGUUGACGUCACACGCUAAGCGACAACAUACUGUACCGUCCACGUUGCCUUGACUGGUGUGUACUCAAGCUUCUGGUUCUGUUUGUGUGGAAGUAAUGGAGAAAAAAGGCCCAGACUCGUGCGGAAAGAAGCCGAAACCCGCGAAGAUGGAAGACGACCCCGUCAAAAACUUCGAAAAAUGGAAGAAAAAAUACAGCAAGACGAAAGCGCGAGUGAAACGUAAGAGAGGGGAAAAGCAGCCCGAAUGGCAAACUGAACGAGAGUACAUCGACAGGCUUGUAAGCGGGUACGGUGAUAUCAACAGCAAAGAGGUUGUCAAGUUUUCAGACUUCCCCAUUUCAAAGAAAACCUUGCUCGGUCUGCAGAAGGCCCAGUACAGACAGCCCACAGAGAUCCAGAGACAGACGAUCGGCCUAGCUUUGCAAGGCAAAGAUAUUCUCGGCGCAGCUAAGACAGGCUCUGGGAAGACUUUAGCCUUCCUCAUACCGGUGUUGGAGUGUCUGUACCGCCAACAGUGGACUUCUAUGGACGGCCUUGGUGCACUCAUCAUAUCCCCAACCAGAGAACUUGCCUACCAGACCUUCGAAGUCCUGCGCAAGGUCGGUAAGAAUCACGAGUUCUCUGCGGGUCUUGUUAUUGGUGGAAAGGACCUGAAGAGUGAGUCGGAGAGGAUCCCCCGCACCAAUAUAGUGAUCUGUACCCCUGGCCGGCUGCUGCAGCACAUGGACGAGACCGCCGCCUUCCACGCCUCAGACCUUCAUAUGCUAGUCCUGGAUGAGGCGGAUCGCAUUUUGGACAUGGGCUUUGCGGAUACUCUUAACGCCAUUGUGGAAAACCUUCCCAAGACAAGACAGACAUUGUUGUUUUCAGCCACGCAGACCAAAUCUGUCAAAGACUUAGCUCGGCUGAGCCUCAAAGACCCAGAGUAUGUGUGGGUGCAUGAGAAAGCCAAGUUCAGCACUCCAGCCACGUUGGAGCAGAGCUACGUGGUGUGUGAGCUUCAGCAGAAAGUCAAUAUGCUCUACUCCUUCAUCAGGAGCCAUCUAAAGAAGAAGACCAUAGUCUUCUUCGCCUGCUGCAAGGAGGUGCAGUACCUGUUUCGGGCCUUUUGUCGCCUCAGACCUGGCCUGCCUGUCCUGGCUUUGCAUGGCAAGCAGCAGCAGAUGAAGAGGGUGGAAGUUUACAACGACUUCCUAAGAAAGCAAAAUGCUGUGCUGUUUUCCACGGACAUUGCUGCCAGAGGACUGGACUUCCCCGCUGUCAACUGGGUGUUACAGUUCGACUGCCCCGAGGAUGCAGACACCUACAUCCACAGGGUGGGGCGUACCGCAAGAUACAAGGAAGGUGGAGAAGCCCUCCUGCUCCUGCUUCCCUCAGAGGAGAAGGGAAUGAUCAGGCAGCUGCAGGAGAAGAAGGUUCCCAUCAAUAAGAUUCAGGUGAACUCUGAUAAGCUGCAGAAUGUGCAGCAGAAGCUGGAGGCCUUUCUGGCCCAAGAGAAGGAACAGAAGGAGCGAGCCCAGAGGUGCUUUGUCUCCUACUUGCGCUCCGUCUACCUGAUGAAGAACAAAGAGGUAUUUGACGUGUUUAAGCUGCAGAUUCAGGAAUACGCCGUCUCUUUGGGUCUUGCUUUGGCUCCAAGGGUGCGCUUUUUAAGCAAAGCACAGGCACAGAGGGCAGAGAGCCACAGCCUGAGAGAGGAAGAGCAGUCUGAAGAAGAGGAAGAACUGAAGAGCUUUAAGGCCCAGCUAAAAGGAAAUGCUCCUCAAAAGGAUGCUCAAAGCGCUGAGUCAGAAGAUUCGGAGGAAAAAAGGCAUCAGUUCAAGACACAGCUACAGUGUGCGCUUGAUAGUGAAAAUGAUGAUCUGAUUGACUUGGACCUCUUGACGGUCAAAAGAAAAGAUGUCUUUAAUCUGACAAGGGACCAGGAGAUUACGAAGAAGCUCGCCAAGGAUUCCAAAAAGAAAACCAUAAAAGACACAAAGCUUAAAGAGGCCAAAAGGAUUCUAAAGAGAAACUUCCGGGUCAACACCAAAGUGUCUUUCAAUGAUGAGGGAGAGGCUGUGCAGCUGUGGCCACCAGUCCAGCGGCUAAUUGCAGAUGAGGAGGAGGAGGAGUUAAACGGCAUUAGUGUGGAGAAGAACAGAGAGAAGCUAAAACGUGAGGAUGUGUUUGACAAGCAGGAGUAUAGGCGCAAAGUUCAUGAGAAGCACAGAGAGCAGAGGCUCAAAGCCAAAGCAGCCAGGAGGGAGGCUAAGGGCAGGAUGCAGCACGAGCAGAGUUCUGAUGAGGAGGAUGAGGUUGUAGCUUACUUGGCCAAUCACAGCGAGGAUGAGUUCGACCCAAGCACCCUGCCAGACCCGGAUAAGCUGUCCUCCCCAGAGAAGGUUGACAAACAGAUGGGGUCAGGUAAAAGGAAGCAAACAUCCAAUGAUGAGGAAGAGGAGAAGCUCCCAGUGGGCAAGAGGAAAAAGUCCAAACAGCAGAACGAUGAAGAGCCCACACCUUUGGACACGGGUCUGUCUCUGGCAGAGGAUGAGGAAUUGGUGCUGCAGCUUCUUGGAGGACGAAGUUAGAAAUGACAUUAAAUAUACAUGAAAACAUAAUUGAAUAUUCUGUGGUAUUGAUGGCAAAUGUUUAGUGUGAUACUGCCCCCAAGUGGCCAAAAAAAACCUAAAUAAAAAAAGGCUGACGUGUUAAGUUAUCAUUGUUACUUUUGAAUGAUGAAAUGCAAUUCCUGAGUAGGAGAGACAGAAAAGUCUGUGUUAGAAAGACGAAUACGUUUAAUGAUAAUGGAUGGACCAAAAUGGUUUGAUGACCCACAGCAUUCAAAAAUACAACUAUGUGAAAAAACAGCAAAUCCAACAUGUACAUUAAUUAAUUAAUUUAAUUUUUUUUAUAAAAAGAGGAUUAAAAACUACCCCCUACAGGAAGAAACCUCUACUAACUGAUUGAUCAGGUAGAGAAAAAAGAGGCAAGAGAAACAAAACAAGCCAAAUUAACAACAGAACACAGGCAGGUCUUUGGGCCCACAAUGCACAAUGGAAGCACGCAGUCCAUUCAUAUCUGUAAAAACAGGGAGAAGCAUAACUGCUGCAGAGAAGACACACUGCAUGAAUGUGGAGAAAACAAAAAGGUGAGAAAUAUUAAAGACUUUAGUGUGUAAAGGACAUCCACCAUUUGAAUCUAUAGCAGCAGACACAGAGGAGCUUGGUAGCUAAAGGCUCUGCCUCCCGUUCUACAUGUAGAACCACCAGUAGGCCAGCUAUAAGAGAGAAGUGUGAGUAGCUAUGAGGUCUGGAAAACGAGAUGGAGCUGAUCAUUAAGCACAUUGAAGUGAGGAGACGUUUACAGGACAGAGAAGCUGAUGUAGGAGAAAUGUGAUCUCUCUUCCUAAGUCCAGUCAGAGUGGCUGAGUCGCUGGACAAACUAAGUAAGGAGUUACAGUGGUCUAGCCAGGAGAGAACUGAAGAUGGAGUCAUGGUUCAGCAUCACUCUGACGAAGGAGGCUUCUGGUCUUAGUGAUAUUCCUCAGAUGGCGGUAGGUGGUAUGGUAUAUUAUGGUAUUUAUAUUAAGCAACAGGGGUUGCAAGCCAGUGACUUCUGUGCUGGUCCCAAGCCCAUAUAAAUAGAGAGGGUUGUAUCAGGAAGAACAUCCAGCAUAAAACUUGACAAAAUGACCAUGCAAAUCAUCCAGAUCAGUCGCGGCCUGGGUUAAUGACUGCCACCGAUGCUGUUAACCUACAGGCUGACGGUGGAAAUUGGACUACUGCUGGUGGAAGAAGGAGAGGAGGCAGAAUGAUUUGUGGUCAGAGAGAAGAGAAAAGGCAGGAGCAAAGAUUUGUGAAUAGGAACUCUUGUUGGCAGAAUGACAGGGAAACGCAGAGAGCUGGCACACGUGAUGGAAAGUAGUUAGGUAGAUGUACUGUGUGUGCAGGAGACGAGGGGAAGCGCAGCAAAGCACAUACUGUAGUUUUGGAGGAGGAUACAAACUGUUCUACCAUGUUGUGGAUAGGAAGAGAAACGGGGUGGGAGUGGUCUUGAAGGGGGAGUUUUAGAGGUGAAAAGAGUCUCAAACAGGGUGAUGAGUUUAAAGCUAGAAAUCAAAGAGGUUAUGGUGAAUGUAGUCAGUGGGUGUGCUGCACAAGUUGGCUGUGUUUUUGAAGAGAAGGAGAGAUUCUUGAGUGAAUUUGAUGAGGUCAUGGAGAGUAUCCCCAUAGGAGAGAGGAUAGUGGUUGGAGCAGACUUCAAUGGACAUGUUGGUGAGGGGAACAGAGAUGAGGAGGAGGUGAUGGGCCGGUUUGGUGUAAAGGAAGGGAAUCUAGAAGGACAGAUGGUGGUGGACUUUGCUGGAAAUGGCUGUAAUCAACACUUACUUUCAGUAGAGAGAGGAACACAGAGUGACUGUGGUGGAAAUUUUAUAUUAUUCCUUAAUGCUGAUCAUUUUCAUUAUUAAUGCCUUAAUAAUCAUCUGAUUGUUUCUGAUUCAUGUUCAUAUUCUUAAGUGUCGAUCAUACACAUCCUUCAACAUUCAAUGCAUUGUUCAAGUAUAUUGCUGCAGACCUCUGAGCAAGUGGGGUCCUCAGUUAUCUUUGAGCAGGAAGCCUAGUUCUGAUUUGAUCACUCUGAGACAGUGUCUGACUUGAUGACCCUGCGAUGUAGUGUUUGACUUAGACAAGGAACAGAAUGCUCCUUGAGUGAGGCCUUCCUCUUUUCUCAUCUUUACUCAUGUAGACUUGGCAAAUUGUCCUGAAGUUUGAGCUCAUGUGUGGAGGUUUUGUGUUAUCUGUAGGCUUUAAAAAUCGGGACAGGAGGAGAAGUUGUCAGAGAACCUUGGUGGGCACCUUGUGUGAGCAUGAACUUGUUCUCUCCACCCGGGUGCUUUUCUUUUCCUUUCUUUUUUUAAUUUUUCCUAUAUGCAUAUGCAGAAAUAAAUUCACAAAGACAACUUUA